GCCCUCUUACCCAGAACAAAGAGGAAGAAGUUGUGUUCUGUGGUAUAUUGUCUGCGGAAGUCUAUAGGCAGGAUUACUACAAAACCAUUAAUGUUAGAGGUAGGGACGAUUCAAAUAUAAAACACAAGUUUGUUAUUUUUUGUAGCUCUGAAAGUAGUUGCUCACUUACACAUUUUGUCUGUAUUUUUUGUGACACUGUUCUCCUACACUGUUUUUUUCGAAGAGGACCGUGUUCUUUAUUCUUAAGGUGAAUCACAGUGUAUAUUCACAGCAGCUCACAGAGACGAUCACAAGCAAAACAACGUACAAGGAAGAGGAGCUCAGAGAACAGCGUAGUGAGGGACUGAGCAUGUUACACUUGACAUCCUGGCGUGCAAAGUGAGGAAUCAUGGCCUUGUGUGUUAAAAAUGAAUCUGAUCUGGGCUGCACCCAUACAGGGGAUAUUGCUGCUAUGCAGAAUCCCGGCACUGAGAAGAUGGGAUUGGGAGUUUGCCUGGAGUAUCAUCAAACAGAGAAAGGGACUGGUCCAGAUUCUGUUUGUCCAUCACAGUACAAUGACUCUCAGUGCACUAAUGGGGUUGAAAUUACAGUCGACCAAAUAAAAUCUGAAUCAAGUGGAGAUAUAGUAGUUUCCAGUGGAUUUAUAGAGGAGAAAUCAGAGGCACGACUAGAAUUGGAUUGUAAAGAGAGAUCAAAAGGAGCUCAUCAAGAGGAGCAGCCCAUUCCUUCAUCUCAGAGGAAAGACAUUCAUACUGAUUGGUUAGGUUCUUUGCAGUUUGUAACAAAUUCCACUAAUGCAUUUGAUAAGAAACAGCACCAGCAACUUUACUUGAAUGGAAUUGAUUUGAGCAAUGGAAGACUUUGCACUACAAAGAGAGACAGGAACCCUUAUUCAGGUGAAAAAGCACACAGCUGCAAUGAAUGUGGAAAGGUAUUUACGAAUAUAGCUGCUUUAACAAGACACACGAAAACACAUUCAACUGAAAAAAAAUACAUUUGUGGACAGUGUGGAAAAGGUUUCACCCAUCCAGCUUACUUGAAGAAACACCAGAGAGUCCACACAGGUGAAAAGCCCCAUGUCUGUUCGGAAUGCGGACAGCGGUUUACUGCAACAGAUUCUUUAAAAGUGCACAUGAGAUUUCAUUCUGGGGAAAAACCAUAUCAGUGCACCGAAUGUGGAAUGAGGUUUUUUACCAGAGCUACCUACAAGAACCACAUUUUAAACCAUUCUGGAGAAAGACCAAAUGUCUGUGGUCAGUGUGGAAAAAGUUUUAAGGAUGCAGCCUCUUUACGAAGACAUUGUGAAAUUCAUUUAGCUGAAAAACCAUACAGUUGCACUGAAUGUGGAAAGGGUUUUACUCGUUUAUUUCGCUUAACUACACAUAAGAGAGUUCACUCUGAUGAAAAACCGUACGGCUGUUCUGAAUGUGGAAAGAGUUUUACUCAGGCAGCAAACUUAAAGAUACAUAUGAGAAUUCAUUCUGGUGAGAAGCCAUACAGCUGUACCUUAUGUGAGAAAAGCUUUACACAGUCGAGUGGAUUAACAGGGCACAUGAAAAGUCAUGCAGAAAAAAAACCAAGCAUCUGUAAUCGUUGUGGGAAAUGCUUUAAGCGUUCAUCAUAUUUAGAAAGGCACCUUAAAGUUCAUUCUGGAGAAAAAUAUGUAAAUAGUGUUAUGGGUGUAACGGUUAAAAAUGAAUCUCAUCUGGGGCUUUACAGCACAGUGGAUUCAGCCACAAUGCAUAAUUUCACCAUAGAUGAGAUGGAAUCAAGACUAUGUCUAAAUUAUGAAGAAAUAAAAAUGGAAAAGACUGACCCAAGCUAUACUGUUGUGGCACUGCAUGUUGACAGAAUGAAGUGUGAGUCAAAUGGUCGUGACUCUAACUAUACUCUAGAUUCCAUGGAACAGGAUCUUAAUAAUGAUACCAUGGAGUCAGCAUUAUAUUCAAAUUUUGAACACAUCAAAACUGAGAUUAUCGAUCCAGACAACUUUCAGCAGCAGCAAAACACUGAACCAUGGCAUGUUAUUGGUGAGAAAAUAGUAAUUAACAAAAUAAAAUGUAUUUCAAGUAGCGGAAAGGAACUCUAUUCCCAAGCAGUGGAUAUUCCUACAGUGCAAAAAAAUAUUGUUGACUAUAUAGAAUCAGGAGUCCAUCAGGAAUCAGAAGAAGUUAAAAUUAGGAUUGUUGAUUCAGAGAAUGUUCUGGUGGGACGGCAAAUUGCUAUGCAGUGCUUUGAAGGUGAAGCAGCAGACGUGAGCUCUGAAUCAAGUCAUGAGACGGGGGGUUUUGGACGGCUUGCUGCUAAUAGUGAGACAGAGGGGUGUGUGGAGAAUCAGGAAGAGAGAUCUGAAAGAGGUAUAUCAACUGAAGAUGCAAAAGAACCAUUGUCUGACUCCCAUCAGGGUGAGAACGACAAUCAUGAAGACGGCGAUUACUUGGUUUCCAUGCUGUCUGGAAUGAUUUUACCUGAGACACAUACCAUGAAACACCACCAUACCCUUAAUUCCCAAAGAUCAGAUUCAAGUGCAGGCUCUGAAAAUGGACCAUCCUUUUCAAGCCUUAAAGAGCAAAAUGCAAUUUGUUUGGAUGAAAAACCUCACAGUUGUAAUGAGUGUGGAAAGAGUUUUGCAAAAACCACCUAUUUGGCAAAACACAAAAAAACCCAUUCAUCUGAAAAAACACACAUCUGUGAUCAGUGUGGGAAAAGCUUCACUAAGCCAUCGUACUUGAAAAAGCACCAUAGGGUUCACUUGGGGGAGAAACCUCAUAGCUGUUCAGAGUGUGGCAAACAGUUUGCAGUGGCAGAUUCUUUAAAAGUUCACACAAUGCGAGUUCAUUCUGGUCAGAAACCGUACCAUUGCCCUGAAUGUGAUGUGAGGUUUUUCAGUCGAUCAUCAUUCAAGACCCACAUUUCAAUCCACUCUGGUGAAAAGCUGCACACUUGUAGGGAAUGUGGUAAGAGUUUUGCGAAUCCCACUUACUUAUCAAAACACAAAGAAACACAUUUAACUGAAAAAGUAUUCAUCUGUGAUCAGUGUGGGAAGGGGUUCACAAGUCGGUCAUACUUGAAAAAGCACCAGAGGAUUCACUCAGGUGAAAAACCCUAUAUGUGUUCUGAAUGUGGACAAAGGUUUACAGUAGCAGAUUCUUUAAAAGUGCACAUGAGAUUUCAUACUGGUGAAAAACCAUACCACUGCACUGAGUGUGGGAUGAGGUUUUACACCCGAGCAACCUACAAGAACCAUGUUUUAAUUCAUUCUGGAGAGAGACCAAAUGUCUGUGCUCAGUGUGGUAGAGGUUUUAAAAAUGCAGCAGCCUUAAGAAGACAUUGUCACUCAGAAAGGCCAUACAUUUGUACUGAAUGUGGAAAGAGUUUUACUAGAUCAUUUCGCUUAACUGUACACAAGAGAGUUCAUACAGGUGAAAAACCUUACAGCUGCUCUGAAUGUGGGAAAAGUUUUAGCCAGGCUAUGAACUUAAAAGUACAUAAGAGAGUUCAUUCUGGUGAAAAACCGUACACUUGUACUCUGUGUGGAAAAUGUUUUACGCAGUUAAGUGGCUUAACAGUACACAUGAGAAUUCAUUCAGGAGAAAGACCGAACAUAUGUAUUCAUUGUGGGAAACGUUUUAAGGCUAUGUCCUACUUAAAAAGGCACCUUAAAGUUCACUCAGGAGAUAAACCACACGUUUGUGCUUACUGUGGAAAGAGGUUUGCAGACACUAGUAACUUAAAGAAACAUCAAGCAACUCACUGUCACAGUGAACAUAUGCAGUCUGACUACAGAUAAUUUCUUAAAAGUACACUAAAAAGAUAAUGAAAUGUAAUUAAUUUUCAAACUAAAUUCUGCAAAACUAUUGUCAAUAAAACUAUGAAGGUGUACAUUUUGAGUUAUACUUUAAAAUUAGAUUAAUUUUAAAACAUAUGACUGCUUUAUUUGUGUACACUAAAUGGUAUUUUGUGCAAUGUAGUCAUGUUCACAAAGACCUGAGGAGUAGUGCUAACAUGCUGGUGCGUCACGCAGCAUUACGACAUUACUGAAGGAUAUUCAUCUAAUAUGCUAAUGUUUCAUGUGGUAGUUAUAUGCACUUAAAUGAGCAUUUUAACUUUUAUGAAUGAUAUACUUUUAUAUUGUUACACUGUAUAUGUUUUUCUAAUGGGUAGUUUGGAUCAUUGUAAUUAUGUAUUGAUAUGUAUUUUGGAGGGUUUUUCUGCAUUGUUCAUUUCCCUUAAUUUUAUUUAGGGCUCUUUGGACAGUACAGUUAUAGUGGUUUCAGAUAUGGGAGAUUUUUAAGCGAAAUAUGUAUUAUUAUUAUUAUUAUUAUUCAUUCUGUUGUACAAAUAGUUCGAAAAUUGUGUGACUUUUUAGUGACUGUCACUUUCAUGCCAAACAGGUCAUGUUGUGAUGCAUUACUUGUGAAUCUGCAGUCAUAUGAAAUAUGGAGUUGCACAGCUAAGUAAAUAAUUACUUGUGAUUAAAAAAUAUUUUUUUAUAUA
Messenger RNA from Paramormyrops kingsleyae, 4497 nucleotides. The record is from RefSeq and is a predicted model, not a curated record. Lineage: Eukaryota; Metazoa; Chordata; Actinopteri; Osteoglossiformes; Mormyridae.